Molecule: messenger RNA, 2165 nt
Organism: Panicum virgatum (switchgrass)
Lineage: Eukaryota; Viridiplantae; Streptophyta; Magnoliopsida; Poales; Poaceae
Exons: 5
Coding region: 58-1839 (593 amino acids)
Biological process (GO): proteasome-mediated ubiquitin-dependent protein catabolic process; protein autoubiquitination; protein monoubiquitination
Cellular component (GO): ubiquitin ligase complex; cytosol; nucleus
Molecular function (GO): ubiquitin protein ligase activity; ubiquitin conjugating enzyme binding; cyclin binding
Source: RefSeq, a predicted model, not a curated record
CCACAUAAACCUCGGAGGCUCUUGGGCCCGCAACUCGCAAGAGCCAACGGCAACGCCAUGGCCGCCGCCGCCGCCUCCGCUCCCGGCGGCAACCACGCGCGCCGGCGGCAGUGGCGGUACACGUGGGAGGCGCUGGCCCACCUCCCGGUCCUCCGCCUCUACGUCUUCCCCCGCCCCGCGCUCCCGGCCGCCAUCCCCUUCGGUGGCCUCUGCACCGACCUCCGCCUCGAGGACUCCCUCCUUAUCCUCUCCUUCUCGCUCGCCGGGGAGGACCACCUCGUCGCCCUCAGGGUCCCCGUCCCCAGGGUGCUCGUCGACCCCGCCGCCCCCGUCGAGUGCCGCACCGCGGGGGACCACGUCGAGGUCCGCCUCGCGCUCGUCCUCCCCGUCGACCACCCCGUCGUCGCCGCCGCGUUCCCGCCGCCGCACGGCGCGGAGCCUCCCGCGCCGCUCGCGGUGCGCGAUGAUAUGAAGACUCUUUCUACUGGAGACGUUCAUUUGUAUUGCAAGAAUUGCUCAGCAAGGUUGACAAAACAGCCACUGAGGAAAAUCAUGGAAAUGCCAUCUGUGAACUGGGAAGAGGUGGCUGACAAUUGGUUCGGUGGAUGUUGCACCUCGUUUGGUGGUGCAGGCGAGAAGCUUGUAGCUCAGUUUAUUAACGCAUAUGGUCGUUUAGAGGGAACAAGUCUACUGGAUACAACUGCCAUUACUAUAGAAACAGACUCUCUUGAGGCAGAUUUAGUGGCUCAGGUAGCUUGUUCGGCGCUUAGUAGUGAUUUUGUUGAUGUAAAAGAAGCUACAUCUGAUAUUAGUGCAGGAAAAGAUCAUACCACUGGGAAGAUAAAAUUGAAGAAUUCAGAAGAGCAAGCAAAUAUCACUGCUGCUCAUGCACAACCUCCAUUAAUUUUCGACGAGGGACCUAGUGUUAGUAGUAGUGAUACAAAUGGAGACACUCUUCAGACUGAUCAAUCUGGCACUUGUCAGAUGGAAAUUGAUAUUGAUCUGAACUUUAUGAAGUCUAAAAAUGACUGUUGCGUUGAGAACAUGGAUGAAUCUAACAAAGAGGUCGAUUUGUCGAUGGUAGAUCCAUGCAAUUGCUGUUGUGCCAAUGAAUACAGUGGGAAAGUUGAAGGCAACCCUUCACAAAUAUCCUCAGUGAACCAGAAAAAGCAGACUGUGUUGGAGACUAAAAGGGAUUACAAAUUAACAAAAACUAUUUCUCUGGGUAGUAGCUUCAUCGUUAAAGCAUCUAACCUUUUGAAUGAUUUUGAGUGGGUUGAACUUCUCUGUGGUCAAUGUUCAUCACCUCUUGGGUCAUACCCUUCUCAGCCUACGCUUGUCCCGGCCGAUGGCCGUGUACGACUCUUCAAGUGCUACACAUCUACACAACUUCCUGUUAUGGGGCCUCAUGAUGUGUUCAGGGGACAUACAUUGGAAAGAGUUUUUGUCAAUCUGUUGCUUGAAGUUGCAGAAGAUGAAAUAUCUUUUCGCACAUUAGUCAGAGAUUUGAAAACCAAAAGGCCCAUCCUGCAACUAGUUCUUCUUAGUUCAAAAGCAUGGUUAGCUUCUGGUUGCUGCUACGAAAAUGAUAUCUAUGGUUCACAUGGAACAGCAGAUCUGCAGCCUAGUGUUAAACUCUUGUAUUCGGAUUAUAGCAAUGCUUCAGAAGCGGACAUAAGGAUAGUAGAAGAGUGGUCGUCCAAGUAUCGGGCUGAAGAGUUGUACAUGAUGAAGCGUCAAAUAGAUGGACUUACUGAAUGCCUAAGCUCAGCAAUGAACAACUUUCCAGUUUCUUGUUCUUCCCUUGAAGGGAUGCACCUUUCAUCUCUAAGGCGCUGACUUGAGUAUAUGAUAGAGAAAUUUUAUUUUUUGUAUCAAGAGGGAUCUACAACAUAGAAUCCUGAUAGGCAUACGAGAUCAUCCUCUGUUUCUUCUGACCUUGCAGCAGGUCCCCUGAUCAUCUCUUAUUUAGACUGCAAAAUGCUGUGGCUUGUCCUCUGCUCUCAGAAAACAUGGUGACCCUGAAAUGGAGUAAUGGCUAAUCAAGCUAUGCAUGACUUUUUUUUCCUUUUGUCCAGCUAGCCUCUGGUGAAUGUUUGGCAUCAUGUUGUAGCUAUGAAUGUUUAAAUGACCAACAUACUAACCAACUCUUAUUCCCCAUAUCA